Messenger RNA from Trichoderma reesei QM6a, 2781 nucleotides. Its product is annotated as kinesin. Gene Ontology annotation, molecular function: microtubule motor activity; ATP binding; microtubule binding. Bases 1 to 2781 code for a protein of 926 amino acids. Gene Ontology annotation, biological process: microtubule-based movement. NCBI's taxonomy places the organism in Eukaryota, Fungi, Ascomycota, Sordariomycetes, Hypocreales, Hypocreaceae. The record is from RefSeq and is a predicted model, not a curated record. The transcript has 3 exons.
AUGUCCAACAACAGCAUCAAGGUCGUCGCCCGGUUCCGGCCUCAGAACCGGGUCGAGAUCGAGUCGGGCGGCAAGCCAAUUGUCCGCUUCGACUCGGAAGACACUUGUACUCUUGACUCCAAAGAGGCGCAAGGCACCUUCACGUUUGACCGAAUCUUUGACAUGUCAUGUAAACAACAAGACAUCUUCGACUACUCCAUCCGCCCGACCGUCGACGAUAUUCUCAACGGCUACAACGGCACCGUCUUUGCCUAUGGCCAGACCGGUGCCGGUAAAUCAUACACCAUGAUGGGAAGCAACAUUGACGAUCCCGAGCAGAGGGGUGUUAUUCCGCGCAUUGUCGAGCAGAUCUUUGCUAGCAUCAUGUCCAGCCCCAGCACCAUCGAGUACACCGUCCGCGUCAGCUACAUGGAGAUUUACAUGGAGAAGAUUCGUGAUCUGUUGGCUCCGCAGAACGACAACCUCCCCAUCCACGAGGAGAAGAAUCGCGGAAUCUACGUCAAGGGUCUCUUGGAAAUCUACGUCUCCAGCGUCCAGGAGGUGUACGAAGUCAUGCGGAGGGGAGGAAGUGCUCGAAUGGUCUCUGCCACCAACAUGAACGCAGAGUCGUCGCGAUCCCACUCCAUCUUCGUCGUCACCAUCACCCAGAAGAACAUCGAGUCCGGUUCGGCCAAGAGCGGUCAGCUGUUCUUGGUCGAUUUGGCCGGUAGUGAAAAGGUUGGCAAGACUGGCGCCAGCGGCCAGACGCUCGAGGAGGCCAAGAAGAUCAACAAGAGUUUGAGCGCCUUGGGCAUGGUCAUCAACGCCCUGACAGAUGGCAAAUCUCACUACGUCCCUUACCGAGACUCCAAGUUAACCCGUAUCCUGCAAGAGUCCCUGGGUGGUAACAGUCGGACCACUCUCAUCAUCAACUGCUCGCCGAGUAGCUACAACGAUGCUGAAACCCUGGGCACGCUGAGAUUCGGUACCAGAGCAAAGUCCAUCAAGAACAAGGCGAAGGUCAACGCCGAGCUCAGCCCUGCAGAGCUCAAGGCUUUGCUCAAGAAGGUCCAGGGCCAGGUCACCAACUUCGAAAGUUACAUCUCGAACCUCGAGGGCGAGGUGCAGCUGUGGCGUUCUGGAGAGUCUGUCCCCAAGGAGAAGUGGGUUCAGCCCGUCACGGAUGGAGUUGCCGCAGCCAAGGCCGAAGCAAGAGCACCACGGCCAUCAACUCCCUCACGGCUUACAGAGUCCCGCUCAGAGACUCCCAUUGCUUCUGACCGCGCCGGAACUCCCAGCAUCACGCUGGAGAAGGACGAGCGGGAAGAAUUCCUCCGCCGCGAAAAUGAGCUACAGGAUCAAAUUGCCGAGAAAGAGUCUCAGGCUUCCGCAGCCGAGAAGCUGUUGCGCGAGACCAAGGAGGAGCUUGCCUACUUGAAGGAACACGACAGCAAGAUGGGCAAGGAAAACGAGAGGCUCAUCACUGAGGUGAAUGAGUUCAAGAUGCAGCUGGAGAGGCUUAACUUUGAGGGCAAGGAGGCGCAAAUCACCAUGGAUGCCCUCAAGGAGGCCAACGCAGAACUCACUGCCGAACUGGACGACAUGAAGCAGCAGCUGCUUGACGCCAAGAUGAGCGCCAAGGAGACGGGCGCAGCUCUCGACGAGAAGGAGAGGAAGAAGGCAGAGAAGAUGGCCAAGAUGAUGGCCGGCUUCGAGCUCGGAACCGACGUGUUCAGCGACAACGAGAGGUCCAUUGCCGAGACCAUCAAGCACAUUGAUGCCCUGCUCGAGCAGAGCACUAUUGGCGACCACAUUGCGCCAGACGAGUUCAAGGCUCUCCGAGCGAAGAUGGUCGAGACCCAGGGCAUCGUGAGGCAGGCAGAGCUGUCCAUGUACAGCGGGCCAUCCAAUGACUUGGAUGCUCGACGGAGACAGGAGCUCGAGGCCAGGCUCGAGUCGUUGCAGCAAGAGUAUGAAGAGGUGCUGACCCGCAACCUGAGCGAGGCCGAUGUCGAGGAGGUCAAGGCACGUCUCGAGGCCGUCUAUGCCAAGCGCGAGAAGUCCGAGGUGCAGCUCGUCGAGGAGCUCAAGGCCGAUCUGGCCCAAAAGGCCUCGGAGAACGCGAGGAUGAAGACCCUGAUUGAGGAGCUUCAGCAGCGCGUCAAGGCCGGCGGCGCCGGUGCCAUGGCCAACGGCAAGACCGUCCAGCAGCAGAUUGCCGAGUUCGACGUCAUGAAGAAGAGCCUCAUGCGAGACCUGCAGAACCGCUGCGAGCGCGUCGUCGAGCUGGAGAUUUCGCUCGACGAGACCCGCGAGCAGUAUAACAACGUGCUGCGGUCGUCCAACAACCGCGCUCAGCAGAAGAAGAUGGCCUUCCUUGAGCGCAACCUGGAGCAGCUCACUCAGGUCCAGCGCCAGCUGGUGGAGCAGAACUCCUCUCUGAAGAAGGAGGUUGCCAUUGCAGAGCGCAAGCUGAUUGCGAGAAAUGAGCGCAUCCAGAGCCUCGAGAGUCUGCUGCAAGACAGCCAGGAGAAGAUGGCUACUGCCAACCACAAGUAUGUAUCCCCCCUGUUCGAGGUCCAGCUUGCUUCCGUCAAGGAGCGCCUUGAGGCUGCCAAAGCUGGCAGCACCCGCGGCCUGGGCGGUGCCGGCGGCGGCUUCAGCUUUACCAGCGCUGGCAGCCGAAUCGCCAAGCCUCUCCGUGGCGGCGGCGGUGACACCCCUGCGACUCCCACGAUCCAAGGCGGUGACGGGACUCCCACCAGCAGCAAGCGCGGUAGUUGGUUCUUCAAUAAGUCGUAG